AUGCAAAGACCGCCACUGUAUGAACGUAGUACCGCAUAUUAUUUUUUGGCGGCAAAUUUAAUAGAAAAUUAUGGAUAUCAAUCACGAGAAACAAGAGAAAUUACGCGCAGAGCAAAACUUAGGAAUAGAAUUAACCCACUGGACAUAAAUGAAACCGAAUUUAAAAAUAGAUAUCGCCUAAAUAAAGAAGCUUUUAAGUUCCUCUGUGAGCAACUUAAACAUAAAACAUCAUUAACAUCGAGUUCUAGAAUUAGUCUAGAACUUAAGGUUCUUUGUGCAUUAUCUUUUUAUGCCAAUGGUUCAUAUCAGCGAAUAGUGGGAAUGGCUAAAUAUUUGGGCCAAACAACAGUGAGCAAAUGUGUGAAGGAAGUCACUGAUGCUCUUGUAACUCCUGCAAUCCUUAACACCUUUAUAAGAUUCCCCAGUACUCGAGCUGAAAGAGACCUAGUAAAAAGCAACUUUUUUGCGAAGUACGGUUUUCCUGGAGUUAUAGGAUGCAUUGAUGGAUGCCAUUUCCAUAUUUUUACACCCAGGAAAGAAAUUGAACAUUUAUUUUAUUGUAGAAAACAUUUUCAUUCAUUAAAUGUACAAAUGAUAUGUGAUAGUGACGGCCGAAUUCUAAAUGUGAAUGCAAAAUAUGGAGGAGCCACCCACGACGCUUUCAUAUGGGAAAAUAGCCUAGCUAAUAACUACAUGCAGGAGUUACAUCGAAAUAAUGAACAUGUAUGGUUAUUAGGUGAUUCCGGCUAUCCACAACGCCCCUGGUUAAUGACACCAAUUCCGGAUGCUGCUGAAGGGACUCCAGCAUACAAAUACACAGCAGUCCAUGGAAAGACGAGGGUGGCUAUAGAAAAUACUUUUGGCCGAUUAAAAAACCGAUGGCGUUGCUUAUGUAAAGAUCGCACACUCCACUAUGGACCGGAGAAAUGUGCAAAAAUCAUUACUGCGUGCAGUGUGUUGCAUAAUUUAGCCCUAAAAUUUAACGUACCCGAACCGGAACCAGAAGAACUCCAAAACAUAUCUUUAUCUUUUUCUGACCAUCUUUUUCAGGAAAAUGGAGGAGAUGACUUAAUUAGGGGAAGGGCGAUGAGGAAUAUUUUAGUAGAUAGAAUUAAUAGAUUACACUCAUAACUUUAAUUCUUUAUUAAUAAUUUUAAAAAUUGCAUUUUUGAACAAUUAAAAAAUAACCUUAAUCUAAGUUUUUUUUUCCAUACACCUUACAAAAACUUCCAUAGCCUCUUUCAUAAAGUCCAACCAUUUAGCCUGUAAUCGCAAUUCAUCAUCUCUUUGUCUCACCCUUUCAUGCAUCUCUAAUUCUCUCACUCUCAAUUCAUCAUCUCUUUGUCUCACCCUUUCUUUCACCUCUAAUUCUCUAACUCUCAAUUCUUCUGUCCUAAUCCGCAACCGCUCUUUCUCUAAUUCUUCAUAGGCCCUAUCACGCUCUCUAGCAUACUCCUUUGCCUUUCUAUCUGCUUCUAAAAACAUUUUUCCUAUAUGUUGUUUGGCUUUUUUUUGUGGUGGUGGUUUCCACAUCUCCUCUUCAUGUAUUUGAGGAUCAGUGGAUGGGAGAACAGGGGUUUCAUCUCGUGGACUCGGCGGUCUAGGGGGAGCCACUGUUGGCUGACUACUUGUGCCCGGAAUAUUCCAAUCUGUAAAACAUUUUAUUAAUGUUAAUUUGACUAGGCCUUUUUCUUAUUAGCAGAAACUUGAGUUCUCAUAGAAAAAACAUUUACUGUGUAAUGUGAUAUUUAUGUCUAAAUAUUUUAUGUAUAAAUUUAUUGGGAUUUAUGUAUAAAUAUUUUUUUUUCAAGACUUGACAUUGAACAAACAUUAUGAUGCUUUUAUGUACCUAAUUUAUGGAUGCAUAAACAUACAUAGCAAAUAUUUGUAACCACAUUAAACAUAUUUACAUAAA
This is a messenger RNA of Helicoverpa zea (corn earworm), 1915 nucleotides long. Its product is annotated as putative nuclease HARBI1. The record is from RefSeq and is a predicted model, not a curated record. Bases 1 to 1131 code for a protein of 376 amino acids. The transcript has 6 exons. Lineage: Eukaryota; Metazoa; Arthropoda; Insecta; Lepidoptera; Noctuidae.